AUGAGCGUGGCUGGUGGAGUCAAGACCAAGAUCCCACUCGCGAGAUACAUCCUCAACCGCCUCGAACAACAUGGCUGCACUCAUCUACAUGGCGUUCCAGGAGAUUACUCGUUGCCAUUCCUAUCGCACCUGCCAGACUCGAAGGUAAAAUGGGUCGGCAGUUGCAACGAGCUCAACGCCGGCUACGCAGCAGACAGCUAUGCUCGGAUCACGGGUCUGGGCGCGUUGUGCACAACGUACGGAGUGGGAGAACUCAGUGCACUGAACGCGGUCUGUGGAAGCUAUGCUGAGAAUGUUCCUGUUGUGCAUAUAGUUGGGAUGCCCAGCACGACUGCUCUGAAGACGACCUCGAAAGGGAGGUUCGACGGCCUAGUCCAUCAUGCCCUAGGCCGCCAGGAUAGUCUGCGUGCUUUCACUCACGCGGCUGAUGUCCUGAUACAUGCAUCGAAGGACCUCACCAAGGACAGUACACUGGACCAUACAGCAGCCUUCGAUGAUAUGCUUCACAAAGCCCUGUUUUCUAAGCGUCCCGUACGCAUUGGCCUCCCCAGCGAUCUUAGUGAAUUACUGGUCAAUCCGCGUGAGGAACCGCUCAACACCCAGUUCGAGCAUGAAGACCUCGGCCCGUGGCACGCGACCGAGUUCUUGGCUCGCGUGAAAGGAGUAUCGAGGCAAUUGAGAGCGGCAAAACGACCAGUGAUCGUAGUGGACGGCCUUGCAAGUCGAUUCGGACAGAAGGAUUGCAUCAACACACUCGUCGCGGCUACUGGAUUUCCGACGGUCGUCACACCUCACGGGCUUGGUAUAGUUGAAAGCAACCACUACAACUACUGUGGAGUAUAUACCGGACCUCUUGGGAGCACAGUGCUACAUGAAUAUGUUCAGAAUGCGGAUUGCAUUUUGAUUUUCGGGGAGCUCUUCUCGGACACAAAUACAGUGGGUUGGAAAGCGAUACCGCCCACUUCAGAUCUAAGCAAGAUCAUACAUUUCAAUCAUCAUUCGAUCGGCCAGUAUUUCGCAUCCCAGCGUCCAAAUCCCCACUCCCGGAUACGUCGCGUGGACGUUACAGCAUUUGUUGAGGCGCUCGCAACAGAGUUUGCAGGCGUUGCGGAACUCGAUAGCUCUGUUGACAGUCUUCUGGAUAUGUUUGGAGAUCCGGCACACAAGGAGCGACCGAUGUUUUUGAAGACUCCAGCGAACGAGAUCCUUCCAAGAUCACUACCGCCGCUUGAUGUAAGCGCGGACUCUACAGCACUGACGCAAGACUACGUCUACCCGCGUAUCUCUGCAUGGCUCCAGUCUCACGACACUGUAAUCCUCGCCAAUGGCACACCAUUGAUCGGUGCCGCUUUGCUUUCCUUGCCACCAAAGACUCGUGUCUUCGCUUCCGGUCUCUGGUUCUCCGUAGGGCAAAUGCUGCCCGCGGCACAAGGCGCGGCUCUUGCUCUCCAAACUUUACCGGAAGAGCAGCGUGGCCGCACGAUUCUGCUCGAGGGUGAUGGUGGCUUUCAAGCGACUGCUCAGGAGCUCUCUACGAUCAUUCGCUACAAGCUCGACGGGCCUACGGCGGACUACAACGACGUCAAUGACUGGGAAUACACCUUCGCACCCGCGCUUAUGGGCGGUAAGAAUUACAUCGACGCCUCUGACAACGAUUACAAGAUAUAUACCCGCAAGAUCUCGACAACCCGCGAGCUGGACGAGGUGCUGGCUGAUGCGGACUUCAACUCGCCACAAGGUGUCAAGCUUGUUGAGUUGCAGAUGGGUGAGCUGGAUGUGCCGUCAUUCUUUGCUCCCGCUCUUGAGGCAGCCGGGAAGAGACUGCUGGGUGCAACACCGCCUCUGACUUCUUCGUCUGAUGCGCGACCUGUGGCAUGGAGUGAUCAUUUGGCAUUUCCCAACGAAUUGCAUGACUCCGUGCCACCGAGGUUAGGAAGCAAGGAACAGGCAGAUAAGAUGAGACGGAACGCAGAGCAGGAUGCAGAAAGUAAGACAGUCCAGAGGGUGAAUAAAGCAUCCACUUCGUCUACACCUUCGAUACAUACCGCCACGGCCGCCGUUGACGAGAGCAACCGAGCCCAGCCACGGGUCAUUUCCUCCAGGACAAAGGUACCGGCACUACGGACCGGAGACCAUGUCGUCGUCAGUAAGGAGUCGUGGGUGCGAAUCAACCAGGAACUUGCACAGCUGAGGGAACAAAUCGCUGUCACUGUCCGUGCAACAGAAGAGGCAUUGGUUCCUUCCACGUUGUCGACGCUCCCCAGGAUGCACAAGCACUAUGCGGCUAGGCCAUCAACGCCAGAAGUUCCGGAAAGAAGGAAGGAGGCUUUAACGCCAGCAUUUCCGGAAAAGAGGGCGGAGGCAACAAACAAUGAUCUCCUUUCUAAGACCUUGACGUUACUGAAGCGGGAAAGGACGGAGGAGGCGACAGCAGAGCCCAGUUCCCCUGCAGCCUCGACACCGCCGAAUCUGGAGAACAAGGAGAAGGCCAAUACAGGCUACAAUCAGGAGCUGAAAGAACAUCGUACACAGUCGCGUGGGAGCACUCCUGAAGGCCUUGAUGCCACGGAGGAGGGAGUCGAGCCCCGGAUCAAAAUCACCAGAGCCAUGGCUCGUGGUACGCCACCAUUAUCCUCAAUGUGGAAAACCGCGUUGGUGACACGACGGCUAAAGUUUGACCGUGAUGAAGACACUAAUAAGUAG
Cyphellophora attinorum is the source of this 2703-nucleotide messenger RNA. Its product is annotated as Pyruvate decarboxylase. The transcript has 3 exons. The record is from RefSeq and is a predicted model, not a curated record. The coding region runs from base 1 to 2703 and encodes 900 amino acids. Gene Ontology annotation, molecular function: carboxy-lyase activity; thiamine pyrophosphate binding; magnesium ion binding. Lineage: Eukaryota; Fungi; Ascomycota; Eurotiomycetes; Chaetothyriales; Cyphellophoraceae.